AUGUUGUCCUGUUUGGCGCCGUCGUCUUCACGUUUCGGCCAAGAGGAUACCAUCAUACAGCAGAGCAUGCCAUCCACCGCCUUCACCAUGCAGUUCCCCUCGCUGGCCUCCAGUCUGCUUCAUCACAACCAGUCGCCGAAGCAUAGCAAUCCAGGCAAUGUGGUCCAGGAUGCCCAGAUUGCACAGCCAGGACAGGCAGCAGAUGCCUUUAUGGUCAAUUGCACCCAAUGCCACAAGCGAUUCAUAGGGUUUCAGAGCCUCAGUGAGCACAUUGCCAGCGAGCAUCCCCACGACAAGCUAAACUGUGGAGCUGCUCAGCCCGAGAGCGAUGCUGAGGAUGAGCAGAGCAAUCUAAGUGGCAGCAGCAGUCGGCGGUACAUCAAGUCACCUGGGCAGGUUGCCACUGGACACAAUACCAACAUUAGUGCCAAUUCCACUAGCAACAACAACUCCAGUAAUAAUAAUAACAACAACAGUGAGCUGACCAAAAACCACAACAGCAACACAACGCCAAAAAUGUCACCCAUGUGCUCACCUGGCUCCAUGCCACCGAGUGACUUGUUUGCUCACCUGCCCCAAAGUACGCCACAGUUGCAGUUGCAAGCACAGUUUAUGGCCGCCGCUUUGGCCAUGCAAUCCGCCCGAACCGCUAGCUCCAGUUCGCCACAGCAACACCAGCAGCAGCAGCAGCAGCAGCUGCAACAUCACCAGCAGCAACAGCAGCAACAUCAGCAGCAGCAGCAGCAGCAUUUGGCCUUGCAGCAACUGCUGCCACCUCAGCUUCCUGGUAGCAAUAGCAGUGUGGGCAGCAAUUCCGCCUACGAUUUGGAUUUGAGUGCUCCACGAUCCACUUCCAGUCCGGGCUCCACCACCGGAGAUCGAGAGCUGGGCGGUGCCUAUCCCUGCAUGCAAUGCACAGCUGCCUUUGCCACACGGGAGCAACUCGAGCAACAUCAGCUGUUGCACUCGCCCAGUGGCCAGCCAGCGGCACAGAAUGUCUCUCAGACCUGCCGCAUCUGCCAGAAGGCCUUCGCAAAUGUGUAUCGCCUGCAGCGGCACAUGAUCAGCCAUGAUGAAAGCGCUUUGCUGCGAAAGUUCAAGUGCAAGGAGUGCGACAAGGCUUUCAAGUUCAAGCAUCAUCUCAAGGAACAUGUCCGCAUCCAUUCCGGGGAAAAGCCCUUUGGCUGCGACAACUGCGGCAAGCGCUUCUCCCACUCAGGCAGCUUCUCCUCCCACAUGACGUCCAAGAAGUGCAUCAGCAUGGGCCUCAAGCUGAACAACAAUCGUGCUCUGCUCAAGCGGCUGGAGAAGAGUCCCGGCUCCGGAGGCGCCGCUCGUCGGUCGCCCUCGGAUCAGGGCCAUAAGCAGGAUCAGCAAUCGGGACUGCCGGGUUUGCCCAAUCCAAUGAUCUACUUUGCCAGCGAUGCUCAGGGACAGGCGGGAAAUGCGGCGGCCACGCCCUUCCAACCCUUCCAUCCCACGAACUACAUGAAUGCGGCUCUGUUUUCCUUCCCCAAUCCCUUCAUGGCUGCCGCCGCUUUGGAUCCUCGCGUUCAUCCGUACAGCAUCCAGCGGCUGCUGCAACUCACGGCUGCUGGACAGCAACAGAGGGAGGAGCAGGAGCUGCAACAGCAGCAGCAGGAGGACAGGGAGCCCGAGGAGGAGACGCCCGAUGAGCCCAAGCUGGUCAUGGACAUUGAUGAGCCGGAGACCAAGGAUCUAAGGGCAGCCACACCCGAAAUCCAAGAAGAGGCAACAGCUCCCAUUAAGCAGGAGCCCAGCAGGGAAGCCUCUCCAGUUCCCGAAAGUGAUCCUGCUUCGCCGCACGAGAUCAAGCAAGAGCAGGUGCAGGAACCACUGUCAGUAGAGGAGGUUGAGCCACAGUCCUCGGUUGAAGAGCCUUCCCAAAUAGAGCAACCCGCCGAUCUACGCUGCAGUCGCUGCUCCAAGCAGUUCAACCAUCCAACGGAGUUAGUGCAGCAUGAAAAGGUGCUGUGUGGCCUGAUCAAGGAGGAGCUAGAGCAGCAUUUCCAUCAACAACAGCAGCAGCAGCAACUGCAGCAUCAAACCACGUCCUUUGUGAUGCCCUCCGCCAGCGAAGAAGACGACGAGGAUGAGGAGAUGGAAGAGGAGCCGCGACAGGAGAGCGGUGAGCGCAAGGUCCGAGUGCGAACGGCCAUCAACGAAGAGCAGCAGCAGCAAUUGAAGCAACAUUACUCCCUGAACUCACGACCCAGCAGAGAUGAGUUCCGCAUGAUUGCUGCUCGUCUGCAGCUCGAUCCCCGCGUGGUCCAAGUCUGGUUCCAGAACAAUCGAUCUCGGGAGCGAAAGAUGCAGAGUUUCCAGAGCAAUCAAACCACGCCGGUGGCCAACAAUGAAGCGCAGACAUCGCAGGUUUCACGUGAGGAUCAACCCUUGGAUCUGUCCAUUAAGCGAGAUCUGCUAACACCCAAAAGCGAGAGCUCGCCACCCUACAUACCGCCUCAGAACACUGAGGCCCUGAAUCCAGAGGCUGCCAUCAAUCUGAGCAGGAAGUUCUCCAGCUCCGCUUCGAUGUCGCCAGCUUCGAUUUCACCCUCAUCCGCAGCAGCCAUGUACUUUAACGCUGGCCCACCGCCUUCGCCGCCCAACAGUCAACUGGAGGCCACUCCUCGAACGACCGGCCAGGCCUUUCCUGGAUUGCCCUAUAUGCUGCCCAUGCCCCGACUCCCCAUGGAGGCCCUGUUCCAAAUGCGUCCCGGUGGCGAAUAUGCCCCCAAUCAUCCCCUGAUGAACAGUAUUAAGCUGCCCGAUUAUCGUGGCACAAGUCUGAGUCCCGGCGGAUCAGAGAAGCGUUCGUGGCGCGACGAUGACUCGCGCAUUUCACAUGAGGAUGACUUCAGCGGCGGACUGCUGCCGCCAAAGCCAAGGCGAGGCAAACAGGAGACCCAUGGCCAUGCUGGUGAUCCCGAUUUGCCCUUUGUGUGCGAUCAGUGUGACAAGGCCUUCGCCAAGCAGAGCUCAUUGGCACGCCACAAGUACGAGCAUUCCGGUCAAAGACCCUACCAGUGCAUGGACUGCCCCAAGGCCUUCAAGCACAAGCAUCAUCUGACGGAGCACAAGCGUCUGCAUAGCGGCGAGAAGCCCUUCCAAUGCUCAAAGUGCCUAAAACGCUUCUCUCAUUCGGGCAGCUACAGUCAGCACAUGAACCACCGCUACUCCUACUGCAAGCCCUACAGGGAAUAGGUAAGCGACACCUCAGUGCCGUCCACCUGCCAACCAGGAGCAGUUCCCCAACCGCCGGGAGGAGCGCCGCCACCGCCGACAUCCAAUCGUGGACGUCGUCGCGUCCAGUCGUUAAAUCCAGCGUAUCCGCCGCACCAGCACCAGCAUCCCCAUCAUCCGCAUCCACAUCCCCUGGCCGCCAUGGCCGCCUACCAGCAACAGCAGCAGCAGCAGCAUCAGCAUCGUCUGGCCUGGAAUGGAGCCGGGGUGAUGCUGCCACCACCGCCCAGUCAGCAACAACAUCGUCCGCCGGCUCCGCAUCCGCCGCCGCUGCUUUCGGCAGCGGGUUUCGGCCAGCCGCCGCCAACGGCAACGCAGUUCUUUCACCAUCAUGCAGGACUGCUACCACCACCGCCCCCGCCGCAGCAGCAGCAGCACCAGCAACAGCAGGCUGUGGGCACGCCUACAUCCUCGCCCGCCUUUGACUUCUUCAAUGCCAAAAUGUUUCCAAAUUAAGCAAGAAAAGGGUUCGUGUACCAGCUAGAAGCAAGCUUCCAACUCUGGUGGAGGAACAUGCUUAGUGGGUACACGGAACCAGGUGCAGUACACGACUUACAGGCUGUACUUAAUAUAACAGACGGAACCAGAAAAAUCUCAAAACGUGCAGGAACACACAAAACAACACACACACACGAGCACCUUUAGAUCGAGUCGAAAGAGAGAAAUAUUUUUUAUAGCCAUUUAACCUACCAAAACAAAAACAACACCC
This is a messenger RNA of Drosophila serrata, 3973 nucleotides long. RefSeq names its product Zn finger homeodomain 1. The record is from RefSeq and is a predicted model, not a curated record. Gene Ontology annotation, biological process: anatomical structure development; regulation of transcription by RNA polymerase II. Lineage: Eukaryota; Metazoa; Arthropoda; Insecta; Diptera; Drosophilidae. Gene Ontology annotation, molecular function: RNA polymerase II cis-regulatory region sequence-specific DNA binding; DNA-binding transcription factor activity, RNA polymerase II-specific.